Molecule: messenger RNA, 2920 nt
Organism: Caenorhabditis sp. 36 PRJEB53466
Lineage: Eukaryota; Metazoa; Nematoda; Chromadorea; Rhabditida; Rhabditidae
Source: the annotation of a GenBank genome assembly
AUGAUCCGCAGACGUGGAGGAAACGACAGAGAAGCGGAUCGGAGUGAUCUGUCAGGACUGGACAGGGAACACCGGGACCGUGGAGCGGCGAGAGGCAAGAACUUGAACAAUUCGAUCGGAUUCCGCCAUUGGAUCAUUUUCGUCGUCACGGUCGCCGUCGUUUAUGCCGGAGUCGUCGCGUUGCACAGAAGAAUGCCACCCGUCCGUGACGCCUCCUCCUUCGACAAUUUCAGCGAGAAAAGAGCACGCGUGCUCCUCAAGCAGCUCACGGCUCUCGGCCCCCGUCCCAGUGGAUCUGUGAACUUGGAAGUAAACGUUAUUUUCUGUUUUUCGCGCAAAAUCAACAUUUCAGGUGAAGGCAUUGGGAAUGCUCCGCGAGCGUAUUGGAAUUAUUCAAAACGUAGCGAACAGCGUCGGCGUGAAUCGUUUGGAAUUAGACGUGCAACGCCCUUCCGGAUGCUUUGACCUCAAGUUCCUCAGUUCAUUCACUCUCUGCUACCACAAGAUCACAAACGUGGCUGUGCGAAUCGGACCGAAGAGUGGACCGACUGACAAUUCUCUUCUCCUCAACUGUCACUUUGACACAAUGCCCGAUACUCCGGGAGCCACUGAUGACGCCGUUGCGUGCACGAUUAUGAUGGACGUGCUCGAGGUUCUCGCCCAUUCGAAUGUCGAACUGCCGCAUGACGUCGUGUUUCUGUUCAACGGAGCAGAGGAGAACUUCCUGCAGGCCGCUCACGGAUUCAUCAACCAACACCCGUGGCGUCACACCAUUCGCGCCUUCAUCAACCUGGAAGGCACUGGAUCCGGAGGACGUGAAAUUCUCUUCCAAGCUGGGCCCGGCAACUCGUGGCUCCUUCAGACGUAUCUCGAGAAUGCUCCUCAUCCGUUCUGCUCGGUGCUUGCUCAAGAGAUUUUCCAGUCAGGAAUCAUCCCAUCGGACACUGAUUUCCGAAUCUUCCGUGAUUACGGCAGGAUCUCUGGAUUGGACAUCGCCUACACGAAGAACGGAUGGUUCUAUCACACGGAGUUCGACGAGGAAUGGAGAAUUGAGGAGGGAGCCAUCCAGCGGGCAGGAGAGAACGUGCUGGCCGUCGUCCGAGCCAUCCUCACUUCCCCGUAUCUUGACAAGCCGGCCACCUUUGACGAGGAGAACCGAUGGGUAUUCUACGACGUCGUCGGCCUGUUCACCGUUUACUACUCGGUCAGCGUGGGAAAGCUGAUCAACUACUGUGCAGUGGUCGGCACAUAUCUCCUCGUUUGGCUGCGAGUCCGGAAAGGUGUCUAUUCCUCCAAAGACCUGAUCAUCGCCUACAAGCACCACGUCGUCGCCUUCUUCGCCAUGACCGUCACCAUGCUCGUCAUUAUCGCAUUCGUCGUUCAGUUCGACCUCGUCAUGUGCUGGUACAAAAUGCCCGAGAUCGUCGGACCGCUUUACGUUCUUCCUAUGCUCAUCGCCGGAGCCAUUGUUCACUCGCACUACGCCGACUACAACAGAAUCAACAACAUCGAAAUGGUGCAAUACGACACAAUCCUGCUUUCGUUCGCCUCUAUCCUUCUGGUGAUGACAAUCUACAAUCUGUCCUCCGCCUUCUACGUUCUCAACAAUCUCGUUCUUCCCGUCUUCAAAGACAUAAUCAUCUGGAGCCUCGGUUUGUUGAGAAUCAUCAGAAGAGUCACUCCGCGCGUCCUUUUUUCACUCAACUGUUCUGCUUCAUUCCGACGUUCGUCUUCGCUGCCUACGCAAUCAGUCAAUGUGUUGACUUCUUCGUUCCAGUCAUGGGAAGGUAGUCCUUUUUUCCCUGUAUUCCCUCUUCAUCUCAUGAUUCCAGACUUGGAAAUGCUAUCAACCCUGAGUUCAUUAUGGGUCCAAUUGGUCUGGUGAUCGCAUCCAGCUUCAUUCUGUUUGUCAACAAUCUCUUCUACAUCUCUCGAAAAAUGAACUACAUCAUUCGAGUUCUCUUCGCCCUUUCGCCCUCUUCAUCCUCGUCCUGCUCACCACCAAAGUCGGCAAUCCGUACGAGUACUCUGCCGAAAACCCUCGUCUCCGUCGGAUCAUUGCUCUCCACGCGAACCGAACGAUUUACGAUUUCGAAGGACGGCUCACGCAGAAGGACAACGCUCUCUUCGUCCAUUCGCUCGAUUACAGGGGAGCUUCCGAUCUGCCGUCGCACUCUUUCCUGCAGGGAACUGCCGCUCCGAACUGCACGGGCGUCGUCGAUGAGUACUGCCGGAUGCCCUAUUACACGGCCAUCCACGAGCUCUUCCCCCCGGAGCACUCCCUCUGGGUGCCCGUUCCGUCGCCUGUCCCUCUUCCGUUCCCGAUCGAUCUCAAGCUGGUUUCACGUGAAGCGAUCGGGAAAAACCUGAAUCUGACGUUGAAGUAACUUUCUGUCUGUCCCAUUGUCUUCCCAUCGUCUUCUUUCAGAUCCGUGGUGGAUACGACAAGAUGUCCCUGCACGUGACUCCUCUCAACGGCUACGACCUCCUUUCCUGGUCGUUCACUGAUAUUGACAUCGAAGAGUUCGGCCGUCGGCAAACUUAUUUCGUCUUCUUGACCUACGGACACGAAGCUCCGGAAGUUCGUAGAUUCUGGAUCCUUCUGGAACACGUGAGCUAUUUUCUAAUUAGCAAUGAUGAACUCUAAAUUCCAGAAGAGUGGAGCUGCCCCGAACCCUGAAACUCAGGAGAAUCUGGAGCUCUCCGUGGCCACGCAUUAUGCUCACGGAGUCCAUCAGGAUACGGAGACGCUCCGACAGCUGAGGGCCAUGAUUUCUUCGCGAAGACAGACUCCGGAGCAGGCGGUCGGAUGGUGGCGGUGAGCAGAAUAAAUCUCAAUGAUCUCAGACUUUUCUAAACUUUCAGAUGGGGAAUCACGAUGGUCGGUGGACGCUCCGAAAUCGUCGUCAAGCUUUUCUAG